Messenger RNA from Triticum dicoccoides, 1721 nucleotides. Its product is annotated as solanesyl-diphosphate synthase 1, mitochondrial-like. Bases 100 to 1380 code for a protein of 426 amino acids. The record is from RefSeq and is a predicted model, not a curated record. Gene Ontology annotation, molecular function: prenyltransferase activity. The transcript has 12 exons. Gene Ontology annotation, biological process: isoprenoid biosynthetic process; ubiquinone biosynthetic process. NCBI's taxonomy places the organism in Eukaryota, Viridiplantae, Streptophyta, Magnoliopsida, Poales, Poaceae. Gene Ontology annotation, cellular component: transferase complex.
GCCUAGCCGCCGCCCUUCCCCCUUCCCCGUCUGACUUUUUCUCCAAGUUCAACUCCGCCGCCCGCCCCCUCUCCCCGAUCCCGGGAGAGAGAGAGAGAGAUGUCCUGGCGGUGGGCUCUGGCGCGGCGCGUCGCCACGCUCGUCGGCGGCGGCACCGGCGGCCCAGGCGCCGCCCAGGCGCAGAGGCUCUUCUCCUCCUCCGGCGCCCUCCCGGGGAGGCUCCACCCUGCGCCGCCUCAGAUUCGGAACAAGGUGGUGGGUUGCAGAGGAGCUGCUUUCGUGAACUCGCGGUGGCUGCAUGAUGCCACCCAAUGCCAGACUCGCCAGGACGGAGUUUCGAGGGCUGAAGAACAACAGGAUCCAUUUGAAUUGGUUGCUGAUGAACUAUCGAUUCUUGGAAAUAGACUACGGUCCAUGGUGGUUGCUGAGGUCCCUAAACUAGAAUCAGCUGCUGAAUAUUUUUUUAAAGUAGGAGCUGAGGGAAAAAGAUUCCGACCUACGGUUUUAUUGCUGAUGGCAUCAGCUCUGAAAUUCCCAAUACCAGAAUCGACAGAUGUUGGAGUUUUCAGUAUAUUGGCAAGUAAGCUGCGCACACGGCAGCAAAACAUUGCCGAGAUAACUGAAAUGAUCCAUGUUGCAAGUCUUCUGCAUGAUGAUGUUCUGGAUGAUGCUGACACUAGGCGAGGUGUCACUUCAUUGAAUUGCAUUAUGGGCAACAAGCUUUCUGUUUUGGCUGGUGACUUUCUCCUGUCCAGAGCAUGUGUGGCACUUGCAGCACUUGGGAAUACAGAGGUGGUAUCUCUAAUGGCAACUGCAGUUGGACAUCUAGUUACUGGUGAAACUAUGCAAAUGUCAACAAGCAGAGAGCAACGGCGAAGUAUGGAGUACUACUUGCAGAAGACGUACUACAAAACAGCAUCAUUGAUAUCAAACAGUUGCAAGGCUGUUGCUAUUCUUGCAGGGCACACUGCUGAGGUUUCAGUGCUUGCAUACGAAUAUGGUCGAAACCUGGGUCUAGCCUUCCAGUUGAUCGACGAUGUUCUUGAUUUCACAGGAACCUCUGCUUCACUCGGGAAGGGUUCAUUAUCUGAUAUUCGUCAUGGAAUCAUUACUGCUCCAAUGCUAUAUGCGAUGGAAGAAUUCCCACAACUACAAGAUGUCGUUGACCAGGGUUUUGACAAUCCUGCAAAUGUUGAGAUCGCCUUGGACUACCUCCAGAAGAGCCGGGGAAUCGAAAGAACAAAAGAGCUUGCGCAAGAACACGUUAACCUUGCGGUCAAAGCCAUCGAAUCUCUCCCAGACAGUGACGAUGAAGAUGUUCUGAUUUCAAGGCGCGCUCUUAUUGAUAUCACACAGAGAGUCAUCACAAGGACAAAAUAGCAUGAUUAUACACAGGGUGGAGAAGAUAAGGCGGAGUUUCGCCACAGGUGUAGUGUUCCGCUUGGAAAUUUUUGGUCGCCUUGGUCAUUGCAUUCUUUCCAUUGCCCGGGUUUUGUGUAACAUUUGAUGAGACUUCAGGGUAACCAUUCCUGGGAAUCAUCCUAAGUCGCAGCUGUAGUGGUUUUAGUUACUGGUGGCAGCAGAAUCUGUGUAUUAAUAUCACGAUUGGCGAUUGCACGAUGACCUGAUCAUAAGACUGUAACCUUAUAAAUCGAAGUAUGUAACACUAUAUACGAGGAAAAAGUAACCUGCUUGUGUUGAGAAAACCAUGUUCUUCCAUA